Messenger RNA from Echinops telfairi (small Madagascar hedgehog), 1554 nucleotides. RefSeq names its product glucose-6-phosphate 1-dehydrogenase-like. Gene Ontology annotation, cellular component: cytosol. The transcript has a single exon. The coding region runs from base 7 to 1554 and encodes 515 amino acids. NCBI's taxonomy places the organism in Eukaryota, Metazoa, Chordata, Mammalia, Afrosoricida, Tenrecidae. Gene Ontology annotation, molecular function: glucose-6-phosphate dehydrogenase activity; NADP binding. The record is from RefSeq and is a predicted model, not a curated record. Gene Ontology annotation, biological process: glucose metabolic process; pentose-phosphate shunt, oxidative branch.
ACCACCAUGGCUGAGCAGGUGGCCCUGAGCCGGACCGAGGUAUGCGGGAUCCUCCGGGAAGAACUGAACCAGCGCAGUGCCUUCCACAAGUAUGAAACGCACAUUUUCGUCACCAUGGGCGCCUCGGGCGACUUGGCAAACAAGAAGAUCUACCCCACGCUCUGGUGGCUGUUCCGAGAUGGCCUUCUGCCCGAUGCCACCUUCAUCGUGGGCUUCGGCCGCUCUCACCUCUGCGUGGCCGACAUCCGCAAACAGAGCGAGCCCUUCUUCAGAGCCACCCUAGAGGAGAAACGGAAGCUCGAGGAGUUCUUUGCCCACAACUCUUAUGUGACCGGCCACUAUGACAACCCUGCCUCCUACCAGCGCCUCCACAGCCACAUGAACGCCCUCCAUCAUGGCUCCAAGGCCAACCACCUCUUCUACCUGGCCCUGCCCCCCACCGUCUACGAGGUCGUCACCAAGCACAUCAGUGAGACCUGCAUGAGCCCCACGGGCUGGAACCGCGUCGUCAUGGAGAAGCCCUUCGGCAAGGACCUGGAGAGCUCUGACCGCCUGUCCAACCACAUCGCCGCGCUGUUCCGGGAGGACCAGAUCUACCGCAUCGACCACUACCUGGGCAAGGAGAUGGUCCAGAACCUCAUGGUGCUGAGGUUUGCCAACAGGAUCUUCGGUCCCAUCUGGAACAGGGACAACAUCGCCUGUGUGAUCCUUACCUUCAAGGAGCCCUUUGGCACCGAGGGCCGCGCCCGCUACUUCGAUGAGCUUGGAAUAAUCCGGGAAGUGAUGCAAAACCACCUCCUUCAGAUGCUGUGUCUGGUGGCCAUGGAGAAGCCCGCCUCCACCGACUCGGACCACGUCAGGGACGAGAAGGUCAAGGUCUUGAAGUGCAUCUCUGAAGCGAAGGCGGACGACGUGGUCCUGGGGCAGUAUGUGGGGAACCCCAGAGGGCAAGGUGAGGCCAAGAACGGGUACCUGGACGACCCCACCGUGCCCCGCGACUCCACCACGGCCACCUUUGCUACCGUGGUCUUGUAUGUCGAGAACGAGAGGUGGGACGGCGUGCCCUUCAUCCUGCGCUGCGGCAAGGCCCUGAACGAGCUCAAGGCAGAGGUGCGCCUGCAGUUCCAAGACGUGGCCAGCGACAUCUUCCUCCAGCAGUGCAAGCGCAACGAGCUGGUGAUCCGCGUGCAGCCCAACGAGGCCGUGUACACCAAGCUGAUGACCAAGAAGCCCGGCAUGUUCUUCAACACCGAGGAGUCUGAGCUCGACCUCACCUACAGCAGCAGAUAUAGGAACGUGAAGCUUCCUGAUGCCUACGAGCGCCUCAUCCUGGACGUCUUCUGCGGGAGCCAGAUGCACUUCGUGCGCAGUGACGAGCUCCGGGAGGCCUGGCGGAUCUUCACCCCACUGCUGCACAAGCUUGAGCGCGAGAAGCCCAGGCCCAUCUCCUACGCUUAUGGCAGCCGCGGGCCCCCAGAGGCCGACGAGUUGAUGAAAAAAGUCGGUUUCCAAUAUGAAGGCACCUAUAAGUGGGUGAACCCCCACAAGCACUGA